Hydra vulgaris (swiftwater hydra) is the source of this 1374-nucleotide messenger RNA. RefSeq names its product chymotrypsin-like elastase family member 2A. The record is from RefSeq and is a predicted model, not a curated record. Lineage: Eukaryota; Metazoa; Cnidaria; Hydrozoa; Anthoathecata; Hydridae. Gene Ontology annotation, molecular function: serine-type endopeptidase activity. Gene Ontology annotation, biological process: proteolysis.
UUUUAUAUUAAAAGUUAAAUCAGAAACCACGUUUUGCUGCACGCGAGCAUAUUCUUUAAAAAUCAAGUGACAAUGCCAGGAUGACUAUAGCAUUUUGCAUAGUUUUACAAAAAAAAUUUAUUGAUAAAUAACUUCAACAACACAGAAAAAGAUAAAAGUGGAAUAAUUUCAAAUGAACAGGAAAUUAUUUAUCAAAAGCUCAAUAAAAAUCCUCGGAGUAAUAUAAAAAACAAAUGUGGAUAUUUUAUCUUCUUUCAUUGAUCUGUUGGUGUGAACCACAAAAACUAAAAAACAAAACUGAACUAUGCGACGAGGUAGCAACGUUUAUACCAAGUUUUUGUUAUCAUUCAGAAGCACUUUACAACUGUGAAAAGUAUUGCGAAAAUAAAGUGUAUCGCCUAAACUGUGGAAAAGUUUCGAAAGAAAAAAGAUUUAGAAGAAUAAUUGGAGGCAGUCCAAGCGAAGAAGGACAAUGGCCUUGGCAUGUCAGUCUUCAAUAUCAAAGAAAACAUUUCUGUGGCGCUUCAAUACUAUCAAAGCGCUUUGUAAUAACAGCGGCACAUUGCGUAGAUAAAAGAUAUUUAACUGGCUCAGACGCGGUUGAAAACUUUCGAGUUCUGGUUAAUUCAAACACACAUAUACCUGAUGCAGCGAGCAAACUAGUAUCAAUAAAUAGAAUAGCUGUUCAUCAUGAUUACGAUGUAACACAACAUACAUGGAACAAAAGUGAAUAUUUUGUUGUCGUUAAAGCAGAUAUUGCAAUCUUAGAACUUGCAGAAGAUUUGGAUUUAUUGCAAGACUUUAUUAGUUCUAUAUGUUUGCCAGAUGUUUUAAAUCCAUUUGCUGAGGUAACAGAUUGUUAUAUAAUUGGUUGGGGACAUGUUAUUUUUAAUGACAGUAUAACAGAUCGGUUAAGACAUGCAAAAAUACCCACUGCUCCGUAUAACAUGUGCAAUGCUAAUAACUCAUUUGACAACAAUGUAGAGUCGUUUCACAGUAUAUGUGCAGGUUUUGCAAACGGCAGCAUCAGUCCAUGUAACUUUGACAGUGGUGGAGCAUUAGCUUGUAAAAAAAAUGGAUUGUGGUAUGAGCGAGGUAUCACAUCUAGCGGAUACAAAUGUGGUGGACCAAAUGCUUACAGUUUGUAUACGAAUAUAGUUUCUUUUGAAGAUUGGAUUAUUAAAACAAUAGUUAAUGAAAAUUAUAAAAUAUCUGCGCGAAACCCUACUUCGUACGAAAUAGAACGCUCAUCAAGAGCAAACGCAUUUAAACAUAAAUUUAUAGAAUUUUGUAUCUUAAAUAUAUUAUUAUAUAUAUAUAUAUAUAUAUUAGUUGUUAAAAGUGUAUCAUUUUAGGAAGUAGUUAAAUUUUAAA